Molecule: messenger RNA, 1151 nt
Organism: Paramormyrops kingsleyae
Lineage: Eukaryota; Metazoa; Chordata; Actinopteri; Osteoglossiformes; Mormyridae
Gene: lyrm1
Product: LYR motif containing 1
Cellular component (GO): mitochondrion
Source: RefSeq, a predicted model, not a curated record
CAGCGUCGCCGCAGCUCCCACGGCCUGCGUAUUACGUCACGGCAAACGUGUCAAUCGUCAUAAGAAAGCGACAAACGCUGCUGAGAGGGUGUAGCCAGCGAGGUGUUCGAGAAGCGAACGAGAUUUUUUUAAUGGCCCACAAUGACGCUUGCCACACGGCAAGAGGUUCUGUCACUGUAUAGGAGGAUACUGCGAAUUGCUCGGAGCUGGCAGACCCACUGUACGCGUCCACAUGACACGGAAAUCGAGAAAAACUACAUUGUCCAGGAGUCCAGGACACUCUUCCGGAAAAAUAAACAGCUAACUGAUGCUGAAUCCAUCAGGAAAUGCAUAGAAGAAUGUCAAGCUAGGAUUGAAAUUGGUCUUCACUACCGGAAUCCAUAUCCAAGGCCUAUCCACAUUCCACCAAUGGGACUUGCCAGUCAGAGGGGGAGGCAUCUUCGCACCCAGGAGAGGCUGAGGAAGCAGGCCAAGCCUGUUUAUUUAAAAUCACAUGAUGAAACGUGAAAUGGCGCGGGUUGGGGCAGAUCUGUUCAGAUGCUGAGUCAGAAUGUUAGCCCCGUCAGUCUCCUUCACAAUGCACUAGUACACACUAGUACAAGUGUAUGCUUACAUCCAAUUUAACUGCACAUGGAUUAAGGAACUGUAUAUUCUGUUCAUUCUCAAUUUUAAGUGUCAUAUAUUGGUAUGCUUGUUAUAAUUUGCCAUCAUUUGAUCACAUCAAUGAAAGCCAUUUACAACGGUGUACAUUUUUUAUACAAAUGAUGCCUCUGUGGUAUUCAAGAGUAAAAUUGGGACUCUUAUUCAGGAAAUAUUUAGAUAGAGGAAAAGGGAUAAAAUGCACUAUGCUAUUCAUCUCUAGGCAAGGCAGCUUGCAAUAUUAUUAGCCUGUAAAAAGAGACUCAGCCAGCCAGCCAUUUUCCAACCCGCUCGUCCUACUGGGUCAUGGGGGGUCCGGAUACUAUCCCGGAAGCAAUGGGCACGAGGCAGGGAACAACCCUGGAUGGGGGGCCAGCCCAUCGCAGGAGGAGACUCAUAUAUUCAUAUUUUAAAGAUAAAAUGAUAACCCUGUACCUUUACUCAGACAACUAAUUGUGCUUCAUUUUGAUGUUCUUUAAAACAGAAAGAUAACAAAAAUAUGUUCCACUUUA